CAAUGUGCUUUGGUGACUUACCUCCUUUCAUAAUAAAAGUUGUAGACCUCAUCGCUACUGUAACUGACCUUUUCCCCGAGGAAAUCCUCAAGAGAAGACCUUUAUUUGAUCAGGCGUGUGUUAAACUGUCAUGCUUUCCAUGCGAGGGAAUUAAUUUCCACGUCGACCUGCCAAGGUUCGAGGAUGGAAUCGUGGUCAUAUCAUUAUUGUCGAGUUGCGUGAUGCAAUUCAGGCCCUCAAGUACAAUUGAUGCGACAGCGGGAUACGCAACUAAAGCUAACGAAUCCGCGAGUGAUGAUACGAUUUCGGUCAUUCUACGACCUGGGGAUGUGUUGACCAUGAGUGGUUCCGCUAG
Molecule: messenger RNA, 355 nt
Organism: Acaulospora morrowiae
Lineage: Eukaryota; Fungi; Glomeromycota; Glomeromycetes; Diversisporales; Acaulosporaceae
Source: the annotation of a GenBank genome assembly